UGGAGUUGUGACAUCAACAGCAAUAAUGAAGGCAGCUCAUCGAUGGCUGGGCCCAGGGGCUAUAAAAGGAAGUUGGAGAGUCCAGUGCUUAUCAAAACUGAUAGAAGCUAACCACCAAACCAGACUGACUUCACUUUAUACCACUGGUACACAACUUUUACUUUUAAUAGACUGAGGAGAAUCCACCACCAGAGGUCAUGAUGGUCAACAUGCGAAAUUUGGACUAUAAAAUCGUGUUCAUUUCCCUCUGCAUUUUGCACCUCUUCACUCUCUGUGAAGGGCGCCCUCUAAGAAAAAGGACGGUGAGUGAGGUCCAGCUCAUGCACAACCUCGGGGAGCACAAGCAGGUGCAGGAGCGUCAGGAGUGGCUGCAGAUGACGCUCCGGGGCAUCCACACCGCCCCGGCCCGGGGCAGCAGCGGGGACGCGGGCCGCACGAGGAGGAGGCUGAGUCCCGAGGAGCUGCCCGACCUGAGCGACCUGACAGCGGAGGAGAUCCAGCACGCUGUGAACCUCUUGGAAAAGCUCCUCAAGUCAAAGCAGUCAUGACUUCGGUUGAUUUUAUUUGACCUUCGACAGCUGCAGCAACAUUUCCAACAUCCUUUUAAAAUUUGAGGCUAUUUUUCUAUGUUGUUUUAAACGUUUCUAGAUGUCUGAAUGCGUGGGUCUUUUAUUAGAAUGUGCUUUGAUUUGAUUUAUUUUACAUUUUCACUUUAUUUAUUUCAUUUUAUUUAUGAAAUCGAUAUUUAUGAAACUGACAAAGGGAAACUGUGCCUUGGCGAGGCAAUUCUUCCCCGUUGUGUAUGCACUUUUAUUUAACAGGUCGUGAUGUAAACCACUCUAAAGCUGCUUACUUCAACAAACUGAAGGAGAUAAAUAGUUGGACCAACAAUGUUGUUUAUGAUUUGAUAAUGCCCUUAUCAACGGGCAUUCCUGUCUUUCAUUUCAUGUCAAUGUCAUCCAGUUUAAAUGUAUGUAUAUAUAGGCCUACAUUGUAGACCUAAUCGUAAUGCUACUUAUUUUUGACUGUAAAACGUCAAAACGGAUAUCUAAUGUUAGGCUUAAUAAUAGGCUAUGCACUUCAACAACACAGAAAUACAUUGUAUAUUUUUUAUAUGUAUGUUUAACGAGGCCUAUGUAGGCUAAAAUAGGCCGUUUUAUUUUUAUAAGUAGU
Siniperca chuatsi (mandarin fish) is the source of this 1173-nucleotide messenger RNA. RefSeq names its product parathyroid hormone-like. Gene Ontology annotation, biological process: intracellular calcium ion homeostasis. Gene Ontology annotation, cellular component: extracellular region. The record is from RefSeq and is a predicted model, not a curated record. Lineage: Eukaryota; Metazoa; Chordata; Actinopteri; Centrarchiformes; Sinipercidae. Gene Ontology annotation, molecular function: hormone activity. Bases 198 to 548 code for a protein of 116 amino acids. The transcript has 3 exons.